AUGAAGGAGGAGGAGGAGGAGAUUACUGUCCCGUUGGAGGAGGAAGGGAAGACUGGAGAUCUGAUUAACACCAGAGAAAGACCAGACUCGGAGGAACCAGAGACGUCCAAACCAGCAAGACAACGCAACUGCUCCCACUGUGGAAAGGGUUUUAACCAUUUAGGGGACCUGAAACGACACGAGAGAAUACACACGGGGGAGAAACCUUUCCAAUGCUCCCUGUGUGUAAAGAGUUUUUCCUUGUUAGUGAGCCUGAAAAGACAUGAGAGGACACACACAGGAGAUACUCCUCAUCACUGCUCUCAAUGUGGAAAGAUGUUUAUUCAGUUGGGGAACUUAAAAAUACAUGAGAGAAUACACACAGGGGAAAAACCUCUUCACUGCCCCCAGUGUGGAAAGAGCUUUCACCGGAAAGAAUACCUGAAAGAGCAUGCGAGCAUACACACAGGAGAGAAGCGAGAUAAACCUUUCCAAUGCUCCCAGUGUCGAAAGAGUUUUUCCUUGUUAGCGAGACUGAAAAGACAUGAGAGGACACACACAGGAGAGAAGCCUCAUCACUGCCCCCAGUGUGGAAAGAGUUUUAACCUUAAAGAAUACCUGAAAGUGCAUGAGAGAAUACACACAGGAGAGAAGCCCUACCACUGCUCCCAAUGUGAAAAGAGUUUUGCUUGGUUAGGGUACCUGAGAAGACAUGAGAGGACGCACACAGGAGAGAAGCCUCAUCAUUGCUCCCAGUGUGGAAAGAGUUUUACCCAGUUAGGUCACAUGAGAAGACAUGAGAGAAUACACACAGGAGAUAAGAGCAGUAUAGACCCAGCGCGCAUGUUGUGA
This is a messenger RNA of Oncorhynchus kisutch (coho salmon), 831 nucleotides long. RefSeq names its product zinc finger protein 180-like. Bases 1 to 831 code for a protein of 276 amino acids. The transcript is spliced from 3 exons. The record is from RefSeq and is a predicted model, not a curated record. Lineage: Eukaryota; Metazoa; Chordata; Actinopteri; Salmoniformes; Salmonidae. Gene Ontology annotation, biological process: regulation of transcription by RNA polymerase II. Gene Ontology annotation, cellular component: nucleus. Gene Ontology annotation, molecular function: DNA-binding transcription factor activity, RNA polymerase II-specific.